CACCAAACUACAUGUUUAUUUGUGUAUGCUGUUCGUACAGUACGUGAUUGAGAGAAAAGAGAAGAGGUGGUUGCAGUAAUCAUGAAGGUCACUGAGAAUGAAGAUGGUUUAAUUAUCACGUCUGAAGGAUUCUCUUAUGGUGAUUUUAAUAAAGCCCAUAAAGUGGAUCUUUGGAAAUUAUCAAAGCACUUUGAGUCAAGUCGAGCUGCGACAUUGAAUCUUACUCUGAGGAAAGAUUUUCAACUAGAUUCGAGCUCCACCUUCUUCCUAAUUUAUCAAACAUCAGAGUUCUCACAAGAAUUUCAUGACAUAGCAGAUAUGUUUUUUCCAUGGUACAUGAAAAUUAAAGUUUGUUAUGUGGGAAAGACAUCAUUCUGGAAUGAUUUAGCAACAUACUGCCAGAAGACGGGCAAGUUGCUCGCUCAAAAUUUCAGCCAAGGAGUUAAAGUCUGUGUGGAUUCACGAAGAUCAGUCGAGCUUCCUGUUGGGAGUGCUGACAAAUACCGAGCAACAAUGCUCACAAAGCCACCACAAAGAUGUUCCUUUCCGUCGAUCCCUCCGGUCAAGGAACGAUCAUUUACCUGCACCACCAGAGCAUUGCCAAGUGACACCGAUAGCAACGGCCACGUUAAUCAGUCAGCAUGCUAUAAGUAUUGCUAUGAUGCUGCAAGCCUUGCUGCAUUACAAGGUAAUGUCUUCACAAAAUUCUGCCAAGAUUUUGCUUACUACGAUGUGAAGAGAAUCUCUGUGGAAUAUGUUGGAGAGAUCAACGUAGGUGACGAUGUUGAGGUCCUAUGUUGGGAAGAUGACAGUAACCAGUGCACUUUGUGUUUUAUUCUUAGUGUAAGAAAUAAAGUUGUCUGCAGAUGUGUAGGCGAAUGGUUUGCUGGUCCGGACGGAAUGCCUAUCUCAAGGAAAGGAAGGUUAAAUAUACAUUUGAGUGCAAAUAUGUAAUUUGAUAUCAGCUCUGGAUUCAAAUCACUUGUCAAUCCAUAUAGUUUACCAUUUGGUUGAUUGUUUCUAAAAGAAAAUUAUUUCUCUCUGCAUUUGGCAUAUUGCUCUAUGUUUAAUAUACUAGUGAUGUCAGAAUUUUUAAGUCUCAGAUUGAUGAAUUGAAAGUGUAUAUUUGAAAACUGUCUUAACACAUGUGUCCCAACUCCAAAGGCACAUUGAUAUGCAAUACAUGUUUUUUAUGAGGGAAAUUUAAUUCUUUAUUUCGAAAAUGUCUUUCUUUUCUUCAUUCCUGAAUCAUUGGCAAUAUUUGAAUUUCUUUCAAAUAUUUGUGAAGGAUUGCAAGGCUACAUAAAUGUGAUUUCAUCAGCCAAUGGGAGCUCAUUUUAUAAUUGAGACUAUUGUGCUAUAUGAGAUCAGAAUAUCAUCAAUGCAUCAAGUUGCUCAUUUAUGAUCAGAACUUUUUUUUUACAUCUAUGACCUAUUAUCCUUAAAUGUGAUCAGAAUGUAGACAGAUGAUAAUAUAACUUUAUAGAGCACAGAAACUACCUUUGUCUAUAAGACCUUUGUAUAUACUACCUUUGUAUAUAUGCUUGUUAUUAAUGAAAUUUGUUUUGAGAUGAGAUUCAUUUUGAGUUUUGACUUGAAGUUGUUUACAGAUGGUGCUUUCCUGACUUCCAGGAGUAAACUAUUCCAGAGUUUUGGGGCAAUACAAACAAAUGCUCGAUCACCUAUUGUCACUAAUAUUUUGAAAGAUGGGAUCUGUAAAAGUGUUAUGUAGUAUGUAGUUUAACUUCCUGUUGUACUUUUAGUCAUUUGUCUUCACUUGUUUACAAACUCCCCAAUAUCAUUUUAGAAUUCCAAAACCCCCAAUACCAUGUAACUCCUAAACCCUGACCAUGAAAGACCAACCCUCAAUGACGUCAGCUAACUUCAAAUAAAAGUUAUAAGAAGUAUGACUCGUAAUACCAGCCCCAGACAGUGCACAGAGCAUCACCACACCCUAAUAACAGAGAAAGUUUGAUAGUUACCUAUAGACCAAUCAGAGCAAGUUAAGAUCACUCUCACCUUAAUUUGUUACACCCCAAAACUAAGCCUGGGUAUAAAUAAGACUUCUUGGUAAUUAGAUAUAGAGUGUAUAUAGUAGACCCACACUCAUUCUGAUAGACUGACUUCAAGACUUUAAGUUAAAACAUCAACUAUUAUACCUUAACUUUCUUCAGAUUUCAUCCUUAUGCAUGUUUAUGCUCCCAACUAAAUAGCCAACGGUCCCGCAUACACGACAAAAGCAAGGAUACCAUCCAUUGCUCAUUGUUUCUCAUUCACUCCUUUAUGAGCCAAGUUGAAGUAUUCUGUCAAAUCUAUUUAUUUUUUUCAAGUCAGAGAAUCAAUUACCUGCACCUCAUAGGUAUAAGGUUGUGAUCAUCAUCAUAGUGAUUUAUUUCAGGACAAAAAAGGGUAAUUUUGACGAUCUAUGUGAUAUAGCCACAGAUUUGGCUCAUAAGAUAUGGCUGGCCUUGUGGGGUCAACAGCCAGAUAUCAUAGGGGUCAAUCGUGAAGUGGUUUUCUCAUUAUCUAUUUGUAAAUCAAGAAGGUUUAAUGAGUACUGAUUGUCACAGGUAUCCUUCUGCAAAUAUUGAAAACAAAUAUCUUUCUGCUUUUGUUUUGUACUUUGUUCCCCUUUUCAUGAUUGAGACAUAAUUAUAUCAAAUAACUUGUUAGAAGGCAGAGUAGAACAAAGCUUUUAAUUUGACUCAUGCUUGCCCACUGAGGGAUGCAUAAAUGGCUAUUAGUAUUUGCGAGCUGUCAAGAAUCUAUUCACUCUUUCUUUUGUUUUAAUUCCUCAAAUUAAUUUUCCUGAAAGGGAAUUAUUCAUAGAUUUAUUUUUUUAUCUAAGAAUAUACUGCCAUAUUUGUUUGUGGGAAUUUUAUAGGAAUUAUAAAAUGAUAUAUAUAUAUAUAUAUACCCUGUAAGUAAUGUAUGCCUUUAUUUGUAUAAAAUUAUAUAUAAUGCACAAACAAUGUUUAUAUGAAUAUUAUACAUCUCAUUGCUUAUAAUUGAUUAUCAUUUGUGAGAAAAAUGGGUAGGGAUUGCUAUUUUAUUCUACUUUUGCUUGAUGAUAUUAGCAAGUUGAGAUUUUGUUGUUAAGAUGUUAUGACCAAUAUUGCCGAUAAAUAUUUCAAUUCUUCAUAAUUUCACUUUCUGAAGAAUAAAUCGAAAUUAGUUAAAGUCAAAUUU
This is a messenger RNA of Lytechinus pictus (painted urchin), 3189 nucleotides long. RefSeq lists its product as uncharacterized. The transcript has 2 exons. NCBI's taxonomy places the organism in Eukaryota, Metazoa, Echinodermata, Echinoidea, Temnopleuroida, Toxopneustidae. The record is from RefSeq and is a predicted model, not a curated record. The coding region runs from base 82 to 954 and encodes 290 amino acids.